AUGCUGAGCCGCCUGCAGGAGCUGCGCAAGGAGGAGGAGACGCUGCUGCGGGUCAAGGCGGCACUGCACGAUCAGCUCAACCGGCUCAAGGUCCGCGGGGGGGGGGGCGGUUUGAAAGAAUAGCGGGGAGAGGCUUUCUGGGCCCGUCUCUAUGGAUGGGGUGGGGAAGGGGGUUCAUUUGCAUAUGCAAUUUAGGCCGUUGGGUGUGUGCGUCUGCAGGUGCACGUGUGCACGCGUUCCCUCAACCCGUGUUUGAGUUGCGCUUGGUGCAAACGUCUGGCGAGUGCAGCCCGUCAGCAGGGGUGAAGGGACGUGCUGUCAGCGAGUUCAGGGCGGUGGGUUUUUUGAUCCCCCCCAUGCAAAAUGAGGCUUAUUUGGGGACCACGGCUGUGGGUUUGCAGGCAGAACCCAGGCUUUGGUUGCAACGGGUCAGCGCCGUGGUAGAGGAUCUGCCUUGUAGCGUCCUUUAUUACCCUUGGGUGCAGCCCAUCAGGUCCCGGAAAUUUACUGUAGCUAGGUGUUCCCUUAACACCUCUUUUCCUAUCUUGAGCUGCAGCUCCCUCCUUAACAAUGCUCAUUUGGUUAUCACCUGGUUAGGCACUGCUUUCCUUUUGGGUGGAAAAUAUAUUAGAUUUUAUUAUGCAUCUUACUGGAAUUAUUUCAGGUCCGGGGUGGGGAAUAUGUAGUCCUCCCAGAUGUUGGAUGUCCCCAUCAGCCCCAGCCAUUGUGGCCGAUGGUCAGGGAUGGUGUGAGGUGAAGGCUGAUGUCAGCUGGGAGGUUGCAGUUCUCCAUCCCUAGGCUAGACAGUACAGUACUGAGCUGGAGAGGCCCAGCGCCUGGUUCUAUAUAAGGCAGCCUCCUAUGUCACAGAGGAUCCCAUGCUUGAGAAAGUUGCCGUCUACACAACUGGAGGGCACCAAAUUGGCAUAUGCUGGGUUAGGUGGAGGUUCUUGGGCUAACAUAGGAGGGCUCUUUAUUUGUUUUUAUAUGGGUCCAUUUUAUGUUCCUGGAUGUUCUCAUUUGCCUCUGCAGCAUGCAUGUGUUUAUGCAAAUAAGGGAAUAUCCACACCAUACAUUUCAGGUACAUGGCUUCCCCCAAAGAAUCAUGGGAAUUUACAGAGCUACAAUUCCUAGUGCCCUUAAAAUAUAGUUCCCAAGAUUAUUUGGGAGAAGUCAUGUGCUUGAAAUGUACAGUGUGGAUGUGACUUAAGAAUCAAACCUUUUCCUUCCUCUUCUCUUCUCCUCAGCUGUUUUCACAAUAGUAGGCCUCUAUUUUUCCCUCAUUUCGAUAGAGCCCUUAGGCCUGCCUUCUCCUCAGCUCUUGUGCACUAUCCAUCCUCUUCCUGCAACAAUUCCUUUUUGUCAUACUCAAGAGUAGACCCAUUGAAAUGAAUGAACUUGAGUUCCUUAGGUUCACUGAUUUCUGUGGAUCUAUUUUGUGUACAGCUCACAUUGAAUAUCACUCAUUCUCUCUCCCACCUGAAGCUCACUCUUCAAAGAAAAUUCCCAUAUUGCUCAAUAUGACUUGCUAGGCAAUAUUGGCAUUUGAAUGGGUCCUAUCCAACAUUACACCUAUUCACAGCAGACCUCACUUAGCCUGACUCAACUGGAGAUCACCCAAUAUGAAAAAAUAACAGCCAUAUCAGAAACCUGUAUUGGCAUACAUAAUAAUUUAGACAUUUACAUGUUUAUAUCCUGUCUUUCAGUCUCUCAAAGAGCCCCAAGAGGGCAGGGGGUGGGGGAAGAAAGAAAAACACUAAUAUUCAUCUUAAGCUCCCCCAAAGAAGAAAUCCUAUAAGGAAGUUGCUGUAAAUUUGGCAGCCUUGCUCCUUACAGUAACCAACCUAACAUCAAAAGAUAGGAGGAACUUGGAUCACAGCUUCCCUCAAAGCUCUGAACACACAGCUUUGUGUGCGUAGCCCAGGAAGCUUUGACUCUCCAGAUGUUCCUGGGGAGGGAGGGCCAUAGCUUUGUGGUAGAAUUCUGCAUUCAGGUUCAAUCCCCAGUAUCUCCAGGUAGGACUGAGAGAGACUCCUGGCUAUUGGCCAUGCUAGCCAGGGCUGAUGGGAGUUGUAGUCCAACAGCAGCUGGAGGGCUACAGGUUUCCCCAAACCUGGUGUAGUCUUUUAAGCCCCUUGAGCUUUUCCUCGAUCUUCCAAACAAAGGUCAGAUGAAGAGUGCUUAUUCAAAGGUGCAAUUUCUCCAUAGACCAAGCAGUUUGCUUCCUCUUCUGCAACCUCUAUCUAUAAAAGGGCUCGGCCAGUGUUGCACCAGAGGGGUUGUUUGCAGUGUUUUGCUUUAAAUGCCACAAGGUUUUGGGAGCAUUAGUACAGCUUUCAGCUGGGUGCUAAGGCUCUGGUUUGGAGAAGGGAAAAAACAACAACAACAACACACACACACACACACGCACACACACACGGCAGUGUUAUAAAUAGAAAGCUAGGGAAUGCACUUUCCGGAAGAGAUUAGAGCUUAAGCUUCCUGGCAUGUGCAGAGUGCUAGAUGCUAUGCUGAUGCUUGCUCGCCAUUGUUUUGGCACCGACAGAGCUGGCUUCAUUCCAUGUGCCUGUUAAGUGUGCCUCGCAAGCAUGGAAUUCAGCUUUCUUUUAAAAGUAAUUAUUUUUAAACACUACAAUUCUACGGCCCUAAAUUUCUAAUCCUUGUGAUGUGGUAAUUUUGUAAAUCUGGGCAAUGCUGUCUCCACAUCCAUCCCUGUGGACUUUUUAAAAAAAUAAAUGAAACUCGAAUGCUUUUGAAGUGGGAAUCUUAAUUUUGUUUACAGCUACCUGUCUUCCUGUUAUCUCAGUUCGUUCCUGUUCGAGCUCUUUCUCCUCCACCUGCUGUAAUCCACUACUUCUGUUCUUCAUUCUAACAUGUCAACAUGAUUUUAUAUUCAAAAGAGCAGGACUAACUAAUUCUGUGCACCUGAAUAUGUUUGCUGUAAGCUGCUUCUUGUUCUGCUGUUUCUUGACAAUCCUGCCUUCUAGUGAAUCCAGCCAAGUUGCUUUUUUAUUGGGGUGGGGAAUUGCGUGAUUUACCCACAGGGAAAUGGGCUGUAGCUCACUGGUAGAACAUCUGCUUUGCAUGCAGAAGGUUCCAGGUACAGCUGGGAAAGACUCCUUACCUGAAAUUCUGGAGUGCCGCUGCCAUUCUGUGUAGGCAAUACUGAGGUAGGUGGACCAAUGGUCUGACUUGGUGUAAGGCAGCUUUUUACACUCCCGAGAGCUUAGAGGAUUUGAAUUUUGGUGUUCAUAGAAUAUCAUAGAUUUGUAGAGUUGGAAAGGACCACGAGGGCCAUCUAGUUCAACCCCCUGCAAUGCAGGAAUCUUUUGGCUAAUGUGUGGUUUGAACCCACAACCCUGAGUUUAGGAGUCUCAUGCUCUACCGACUGAGCUAUGUCACCAGCAUCAUGCUAUUUUCCCCUGACAUUGGGUGGUGAAUGAGAACAGACUUUGCCAUCCUGGUGCCCUCCAGAUGUUUUGGACUCCCAACUUCUAUUGGUGCCAGCUGGAGAGAGCGCCAGAUUGCCGAAGGGUGAACUUAUCAGUUUUAAUAUUUUGGCUGUGCUGCUUUAACUGUUCUUUAAAACGUUUCUAGGUGGAAGAGUUGGCCCUUCAGUCCAUGAUCAGUGCCAGGGAAGGAAAAAUGACCGUACCUCCUGACACCGAGAUGGAGGAACAUCAGAACGUAAGUUCCCGCUCCCCGCUGUUCUCUUUUGGGAGGAAGGCAGUGUCAGGUUGCCAAGAGAGACAACUGGCCCUGAUCGAAUGCUGGUGAGGAGGUGCAACAUACCAUCCGCUAAUCCUUUUAGUGUUUAUUUCCCCCUGCCUGGAAAGGAGGCUGCCUCCUGUGCCAAAAUGGAUUUGAGCCAGCUGAAUGGUCCCCGUAGCAUUGCUGACACGCUAAGAGUGGGGGGUGGGGAUAGCACCAGGAGAGAGGCAGGAAAAACAUGUCAUUUUCUUUAAAGAACUGUCCCUUUUCAAUUUCUGCCAUCCCCUGGCCACCCCAGGGAGUCAAAGGUAGUCAUUGCUGCCACACAAAACAAGUGUGGAACGAGUGUUUUGUGGCACCAGUGUCUGUUCCAUAAAUCGAAACAGCCAAGCAGGAACCUAUGAGCUUUGGCAACCCUGCAAGUAAACUAGAAAGAUGUAUUUGGGGGUGUUUAUGCAUGUUGUUGCAUCUCUCAAAUAGAAGGGCGCUUCUGGUUUGUGUUCUUUGUCCCAAAGUAACUGGGUUUUUUAUUUUAUGCAUGCUCAUGGGACAGAUGGACAACGAAGCUGCUAUCAAUCAAACUAAAUUGCAGUUGCAAAUGCAUGUCAGUGAAGAGGAAGAGGAGGAGGAGGAAGAGGAGGAGGAAUCCGAUUCAUGA
This is a messenger RNA of Podarcis lilfordi (Lilford's wall lizard), 4369 nucleotides long. Lineage: Eukaryota; Metazoa; Chordata; Lepidosauria; Squamata; Lacertidae. The record is from the annotation of a GenBank genome assembly.